Molecule: messenger RNA, 851 nt
Organism: Meriones unguiculatus (Mongolian gerbil)
Lineage: Eukaryota; Metazoa; Chordata; Mammalia; Rodentia; Muridae
Gene: Psmb6
Product: proteasome 20S subunit beta 6
Exons: 6
Coding region: 62-778 (238 amino acids)
Cellular component (GO): proteasome core complex
Molecular function (GO): threonine-type endopeptidase activity
Source: RefSeq, a predicted model, not a curated record
ACUACAGACAGUGACGGCGCGCUUUACGACAGUCGCUUUGUGGCAGCCUUAGGGGAGGAAGAUGGCGGCCGCCAUGGCUGUUCGCGGAGCGGGCGCUGCACCGGCUUUCGGGCCGGAGGCUCUCGCCCCGGACUGGGAAAACCGGGAAGUGUCCACAGGGACCACGAUCAUGGCUGUGCAGUUCGACGGGGGCGUGGUUCUAGGAGCAGAUUCCAGAACAACCACUGGGUCCUACAUCGCCAAUCGAGUGACCGACAAGCUGACCCCCAUCCACGACCACAUCUUCUGCUGCCGCUCAGGCUCAGCAGCUGACACCCAGGCCGUGGCCGACGCUGUCACUUACCAGCUGGGUUUCCACAGUAUUGAGCUGAAUGAGCCCCCGCUGGUACACACAGCUGCCAGUCUCUUCAAGGAGAUGUGUUACCGCUACAGAGAAGACCUUAUGGCAGGAAUCAUCAUUGCAGGCUGGGACCCACAAGAAGGAGGGCAGGUGUACUCCGUCCCCAUGGGGGGUAUGAUGGUGAGGCAGUCUUUUGCCAUCGGAGGCUCCGGGAGCUCCUACAUCUAUGGCUAUGUUGAUGCUACCUACCGGGAAGGCAUGACCAAGGACGAGUGUCUGCAGUUCACCGCCAAUGCUCUCGCUUUGGCUAUGGAACGGGACGGCUCCAGUGGAGGGGUGAUCCGCCUGGCAGCCAUUCAGGAAUCGGGGGUAGAGCGGCAGGUACUUUUGGGAGACCAGAUACCCAAAUUCACCAUUGCCACUUUACCGCCUCCCUAAAUCCUAGUAUUCUGGGGUGUAAUAAAAGAUAUUCAUACUGAUGCAAAAGUUAAUAAACAGUUUGUCAAAGAGA